Messenger RNA from Chlamydomonas reinhardtii, 1898 nucleotides. RefSeq lists its product as uncharacterized. The coding region runs from base 165 to 929 and encodes 254 amino acids. The transcript has 5 exons. NCBI's taxonomy places the organism in Eukaryota, Viridiplantae, Chlorophyta, Chlorophyceae, Chlamydomonadales, Chlamydomonadaceae. The record is from RefSeq and is a predicted model, not a curated record.
CGCAUAGCUAAUAUCGCUUGCUACUCAAGUCGCAAUAGGCGGUUCCUCAGCCGGGGGGCUUGCCCGGCAUAAUUCAUACAGAGACGAGAGCUUUAGGAAGAUCGGUCCUUACUUUCACCGAAUAGCAUCGCGCAACCUCGUAGGUUAACAGCGCUCUGUGGAAAAUGUCUCCAAGGAUCGUGGUGCUGCUCGCUGUAGUCCUCGCGCUCUCCAACCUUGCAUUCGCGCUGAAGAAAAUAGACGCUCCAUGCACUGCUUGCAAAGCGGUGGCCGCGGAGCUGCAGAGGAGGAUCAACAAGGAGCCCGUGCGCAACCACCUCGAUCUGCGCCACCGCCUUGACAAGCACGGCCAGCGCUACGGCAAGGUCAUAGCCUACAAGUCGAGCGAGCUGCGCGCCGUGGAGCUGCUGGACGGGCUGUGCGAGCGCAUGCGCGACUACGCGCUGGUCAGCCCCACCGGCAAGAAGACCAAGUUCUGGCUCAAGGUCAAGGGCGAGGGCGCGGCCAGCACCGCCAACGUGACGCGCUCGGCCGGCCAGGAGGAGGACUCCAAGAGCAAGCGGCUGGAGUCGUACUGCGGCACCCUGGUGGAGGAGUACGAGGAGGACGUGUACGCCGGCAUCAUGAAGGGAGGGUUCGACUCUGAGGGUGUAGAGUCAGUGCUGUGCCGCUCCAUCAUCAAGCCCUGCCCCGCGGCUGCGCCGCCGGCGGACGACGGCUCCGUGCCGCCGGAGGCGGGUGAGGCGGUGGAGGCGGACGAGGACGCGGAGGACCUGGAGGCAGCUGCCGCAGCGGCGGCCGCGGCCUCCUCCUCCUCGGACUCGAGCUUGGGGGCUGCAGGGUCGCAGGAAGCGUCGCAGGAGGGCGAGACCAAGUACAUUGAGAACAUGACCGUGGAGGUCGGGAAGGAUGGCAAGUUUGAGUUGUAGGUAGCUGUUGCAGCCCUUGAGUAGCGCACAGCAGGUGUGCAAGCGUCUGCUAUAGCUAGUCAGGCAGCGCCGUCCGUGGCGGUCGUGAAAAGGUUUGGGUAUGCGGGCCUGCUGCUGCAAUGAUGGCCAGCUUGCGGGCUGUGCGUCACAGGCGCAAGGUGGCGCGCGGCCUCAUUUGCUUCUUGGCAGUGAGUUGUGUGGUGUCAUGGAGACAUACAAUUUUGGCGCGCGUGUGCGUGAGAGGGUUAAGACGCCCAGCAAGUGAUCAUGUUGGCUUGUGGUCAAAGCGUGGGUGCGAGGCGGGUUGAAGCAUGUGGUGGGACUGCGCAGACGAGCGGCGGCAGGGCUCGACGUGUCUGCACUGGUAUCGACAGCCAAACAAGGAUGCUAUGCACUUUGUCCCAUUUGCUUGAUAGCUGGACGUGGCUGGACGCAUGGCGGACCGUGCCUGUACGAACCGACUCCGGCUAUGUCCGGGAGGUGAGGUAGACGCUUGCAGCCUCAGACUAGAGACGUGGCGUGGGCGCCGCCCACUUGUCCCAUGCGAUUGUGCCUUCAAAGCGAAGGGCAGUGGGUAGCAGGAGAGAGGACGCGGUGCGCCACUUUGCCAUCCGAGUUAAAGGAGUUGGUCGUAGUAGCCGGGAGGGAGGGCGUGUGAUGGGACAGGGUUCAGGCAGGUUGGCGAGGUCCCAUAGGGUGCAGCUGACGGAGCGAGGGCAUACAGACAAGGCGCGCCGCUUUGUCGUCUGCGUUUGACUUUCUUAAUGUUAAGGAAGCAACAGGCUUGCGUACCAUGUCUUGCUUCAUGGCGCUCCAGUUCAUACGGUGUGCGAUGGGACAGUGUCAAGGUAGGUUGGUGAAGUCCCGCAGGGUGCAGCUGAUUCCCAAACCCCAGAAGAUGGCAAACAAAUUGCAACGGCAGGGCACGAGUGCGCGGCUGGUCGAGUUACUGUACCGAAAAGUUGCUGG